AUGAUUAUGCUCAAAUUCCGAAUUGUCAACAUUUUCAGAUGGUUGCUCAUAUUUACUACUUUGUUUUUUGUCGUCUAUAUAUCCGUAACUCAAUUAUCUAAAGCUAGCUUAUAUGGUAUAUUUAAUAUAUUUACAGUCGAUUUUAAUGAUGAUUCAUAUAAAACUUUUCAUUAUAAGAAUAUCAAUGAUACGGAUGAAAAUCAUCUUCUACUAAAAGAUUUUUCUCGAUAUGAAUCCGAAUUAUUCAAAGUCCAAUUGAAAAUAUUUUUUGUCCAAACAUCUGAGAAUGAAGAUAUUCUAUCACGUCAUGCUUGUUCAAUUGAAUCAGCUUCACGUUUGAAUCCAAAUGGUCUUAUAUUUGUUUUUAUGCGUAGUCAAUAUGUACACUUAAGAAAAGGUUCAUUCAACCGUUUGCGUACAUAUACAAAUAUACGUUUUGUUCAUUUUAAUGAACAUGAUAUUUAUUCAGGCACAACAUUAUCUCGAUUGAAUGAAACUAAGCGUACACAACUUAUUCGUUAUUUUGCAAUAUCACAUAUGAGUGAUUUUAUUCGUACAGCACUUCUAUAUAAAUACGGUGGAAUCUAUUUUGAUCUUGAUGUGAUUCCAUUAAAGAGAUUUUCUUUAUUUUCAAAUACUGUUGCAUUGGAAUCAAUUGAUAGCGUUAAUGUGGCUGUUUUAGCUUUUGAAAAACAACAUCUAGCAUUAGAUAUACAAAUGGAUAUUCAAUUAACAUUAGUCAAUCAGCCAUUCAAUGCGUUUUGUUGGAAUUGUGUUGGACCAGCAGCAUUGUCAGAUGCAUUAAAACGUGUUUGUGAUGAGAAAAAAUUAAGUAUACAUUCUAAAGAUAAAUGUCACCAGAUCGAUAUUCAACCAUCUUUUGUUUUCUAUCCAAUACCUUAUCAAAAAGUUCUACAGUUUUUUCGUCGGUCAAAAUCUGAUGAUGAUAUUGAUUAUUUAGUAAAAAAUUCAAGUAUUUAUUCCGUACAUUAUUUUCAUCAUAUGACAAUGAAUUUAGCUAUUGAGCGACACUCACCAUUUGCUCGUAUUGCACAAAUCUAUUGUCCAAAUAUAUAUGAACAAUUAAUUGAUCGAAAAGAAUCUAUGUUAGCAAGAACUAAAACAUCAAAAUAUUUAUUUACAAAUUUAAAUAUUCUUUUAUUUUGUUUAUCGAUAUCAUUCUUAUUUAUUUUGAUACUUUUAUUGGCAGGCAGUUUUCUAUCUUAUCUACCGUCAAUACGUAUUGUUAUGCUUGAAUGGCAACAUAAAAUUAGUAUUUCAAUUUGA
Messenger RNA from Rotaria socialis, 1287 nucleotides. NCBI's taxonomy places the organism in Eukaryota, Metazoa, Rotifera, Eurotatoria, Philodinida, Philodinidae. The record is from the annotation of a GenBank genome assembly.